AUGACCGUCCCAGACUCCUCAGAGACCACGCAGACGGACGGAGAAGGCCCGGACGGUUCUGACAAACCCCCGCAUGAGGGCAUAUCCCACACAACUCAACCACCAUCAGCAACGCAACGGCCACAGCACAAACUGCAGCCACAGCACAUCAACAAUAAGACCACCGUGCCCAAAGCAGGCGUCACAUUACCACCAGCAGCCCCUACCUCAAAACCCAACGUCCACACCCACUUCGCUCCACAAACCAUGAACCACAUCCACCACGUCCCACUGCCUCCGCCAGAAAGCGGCUCGCUCGAGAAGCAGCCGGGGUACACCCGACCGGCUCUCGAAAAGCUGACGCUCAAGCAACAGCAGGGGUCGACCCGCGCGAGCGAGAGCUCCCAACCGGCGUCAUCAGCAUCUUCUCCCACACUCUCAGAGCGCGACAGCUGGAGUCUUCCUUCGACAAGACCCCCCAGUCAGGCCCCCAGCAGAGCCCCAAGCAUGUCCGCAGGUGUCUCCGGGGGAAAGCUCGCCCCACCGCCGACCGCCGCCGCCCGAAGCACCUCGGCGGGCAAGAAUUCUGCCCCACCCACCCCAGAUCCGAAUAUCACGCCAUCGAAAACCGGGCGAGCAUCGUCGGUACACUCAAACGACGGCGAUAAGUACCGGUUUAACCUCAAGGAUCUUCUCGCAUCAACUCCGAAGCUCACGCGGAAAUCGUCGCAGAGGUCAACGGGGAGCAGUAAAAAGAGCGAUUCGGAUGGCGGAGCCAAGUCUGUUGCGGGGGAGAGCAAUGUCAGUUUGACGAAGAAGUAUGGAGUGUGCCAGAAGGUCGCCAUCGGAAAGGGUGCGACGUCUGUCGUCCGCCUCGCGCACAAGUGGGAUCGGGCUGAGGAGAAGCUGUACGCAGUCAAAGAGUUCCGCAAGAGAAGAAAGAACGAAACAGAAAAAGAAUAUGUCAAGAAGCUCACCGCCGAAUUCUGCAUCUCCUCUACCCUCCACCACACCAACAUCGUCGAGACCGUCGAUCUCGUGCAAGAUGAGAACCAGCAUUGGUGCGAGGUGAUGGAGUUUUGUCCAGGAGGCGAUCUGUACGCUGCGAUCAAGAAAGGGGGGAUGUCACCCAGCGAAGUCGAGUGCUGUUUUAAGCAGAUACUCAGCGGCGUGUCCUACCUCCAUAGCCAGGGCGUGGCUCAUCGGGAUAUAAAACCGGAGAACCUGUUCUUCGAUACGAAGGGGCAUCUCAAGAUCGGUGAUUACGGUGCAUCGACCGUGUACCGCCUCCCCUGGGAAUCGACCAUCCACAUGUCAACCGGUCUCUGCGGGAGCGAGCCUUACAUCGCCCCAGAGCAGUUCCUAGGCAAACCGUACGACGCCCGGCUGGUAGACAUCUGGGCCUGCGGCAUUGUCUAUUAUUGCCUGCACUUCCAAGAGCUGCCGUGGCGCGCUGCGCAGAUGUCGGAUCAGCUCUACGCCGCGUAUGCCGGCGCGUGCUCGUCAUCGCAGCCCGCGCAGGCGGCGUGUCCCCCGACGAUCAAUAAUCUGUCCCCGAGAGCGUGCCGGCCGUUAAUAAGGAGCAUGCUCGAGCCGGACCCGAAACGGAGGGCGCCGAUUGAGGAAGUGCUGAAGAACGAGUGGAUACAGGGGAUUGAGGUCUGUCAUGAGGUGCAAAAGCCGAGCCAUGUACAUGUCCAUGCCCAGGCGCUGGCUCAGGCCCAGCUCAACUAA
Messenger RNA from Pleurotus ostreatus (oyster mushroom), 1713 nucleotides. RefSeq names its product serine/threonine-protein kinase HAL4/sat4 (gene SAT4). Gene Ontology annotation, molecular function: ATP binding; protein serine/threonine kinase activity. The transcript is spliced from 4 exons. Lineage: Eukaryota; Fungi; Basidiomycota; Agaricomycetes; Agaricales; Pleurotaceae. Bases 1 to 1713 code for a protein of 570 amino acids. The record is from RefSeq and is a predicted model, not a curated record. Gene Ontology annotation, biological process: intracellular signal transduction; protein phosphorylation; intracellular monoatomic cation homeostasis.